UGGACGACACUCUCAUUGGCUGCGGAACGUCUGUCUGCGGGAGCGGGCCUUUUGUAGGAGACCGGAAGUGGAGGAACUGAGAGGUGACCAGAAAUGGAGAGAAAAGUAAGCAGAAUCUGUCUUGCUUCUGAACCUGAUGUAAUUCAUUUUCUACAAGUGGCUUGGGAGAAAACAUUAGGAUCUGGUUUUGUUAUUGCACUUACUGAUGGUCAGUCAGCAUGGACCGGGACAGUUUCUGAGUCAGAGAUUUCCCAAGAAGCUGAUGACAUGGCAUUGGAAAAAGAGAAAUAUGUUGAUGAACUGAGAAAAGCAUUGGUAUUAGGAGGAGGACCAGCUGAUGCAUACAAAUUUGAUUUUUCUAGAGAGUCUUGUCAUUUCUCCUUUGAGAAAAACCUGAAAGAUGUUUCAUUCAGACUUGGUUCCUUCAACCUGGAGAAAGUUGCAAGUCCAGCUGAGGUCAUUAGGAAACUUAUUUGUGAUUGCCUGGAUACUAUCACAGAAAACCAAGCCAAAAAUGAGCACCUGCAGAAGGAAAAUGAAAGGCUUCUGAGAGAUUGGAAUGAUGUUCAAGGACGAUUUGAAAAAUGUGUGAGUGCUAAGGAAGCUGUGGAGACUGAUCUUUAUAAACGGUUUAUUCUGGUGCUGAAUGAGAAGAAAGCGAAGAUUAGAAGCUUACAUAAAUUGUUAAAUGAAGUUCAAGAACUAGAAAAGAACGUUGAGCCUGAAAGGGAAACCACAACAUGUUCUGAAAUGACUGCUGACAGAGAUGCAGUCUAUGAUGAAAGCACUGAUGAGGAAAGGGAAAACCUGCCUGAUCCCUCUGUGUUAGCUCCAGCUACUUUAAGAGGAGAUGAUUCCAUUAUUUCAAGUCCUGAUGUCACGGAUAUUGCACCAAGCAGAAAGAGGAGGCAGCGGAUGCAAAAGAAUCUUGGGACAGAACCUAAAAUGGCUUCUCAGGUACAUGGGCCUCAAGAAAAGAACAAUAAACGGCUUGAUCCUUCACCACCUGAGACGUCAAAAAAGGAGCACAGCUCAGCUGAAAACAUGUCUUUAGAAACUCUAAGAAACAGUAGUUCAGAAGACCUCUUUGAUGAGAUUUAACUGUCUCAAAAAGCUGUGCUGGGCCAGAACCCGAGGCUUGUUCCUGAUCAGCUGCUCAGAGCUGUGCCCCCACUUGACUGGCACAUUCUACACUCAAGCUGCCCCAAAGGCGCCACCAUUCCCCUACCGUGCAGCCGCCACCUCUUCCCACUUACCUGCCAUGAUGACCGCAUCCUCGCUGCAGGGGCCCCACAACCACUGCCAGGCCUGCAGAACCGAAAAGGUGGACGAAUUUGCUUCAGGAUAUCAGUAAAGCUGCUCCUAAUGAUGGGAAUGUGGGCUGACUGCAAUGGAUUGUGUGCAACACACCUAGAUCGUGUGUGAGUCUAUCACUGCUACAACUGUAAAGUGAUCCACUGAUGAAAAGGACCCCCAUUUGUUUGACUUUCUUGCGACGCAUGAUCUAAAUAAGCAGGGCCCAAGGCUUCUUCUCAAUUGGAAACUGUUUCUGGCAGCAUGUAUGUGAGGAUAUUGUGCCUAGGAUCAGCCAGAUCGGGGACUUGAAAUGCGAACCUAUUUUCUGCAUAUAGGUGGGACUGGAACCUUGUCAUCCCUGGUGCAGCAAAAGAUGAUACCAUGUCUAAGAACACUUCACCUGAUCACUAAAAAAGAAGACUUGAUAUGUGAUGCUAAAGCUCAGAAGGAGGUUCAGAUGAAGAUAAUGAAAUUCCCUGUACACCCACCUGCCAGCUACACCUUUCUUGUCCAGUCAUUGGCUGACUGCCCCUGACUCCUGCCAAGUUCCUGAAGACAAGAUCAAGGCAACGAAGCAAGGCAUGCAGCUUCUGGCUUCUGGUUUCUUGUAGACACCAGCACUAGGAAUGAAGAUCUUGCUUUAUCAAUACCUGGGACUAUGGAGUUUACAUACAGAAUAUCCCCAGUACAAGGACAUGAUUUAAAGGGGGAUACAUAGAAUGAGAUUUUAAUUACUGUUUGAUUUAGACUUGAGUGUCAUGGGCAAAGUAGUUUUAGUUUAAGGUUACAAAGAUAUACUUUCCCAUUCAAAACCUUGUGAUAAUUUUUCAAACGUGGGAGAAUCAGAAAUAACUGCUCUGUCAUUCACUUUGUCUUCAUGAAGAGAGAAAGAGAGACACAGGGAGAGAGAGUCAGGGAGGGAGAGGGAGAGAGAGAGAGAGAAGUCCUCAAGGACAGUUAAAUGGAAAUAACACAUCUAAAGAGUCUAUUCUGAGUGUACCUUGUAUACUUUCCUUUUUAUUCCCUAUUAUAGGGAAAUUAGAGAAAGCAAGCUGAUAUUUGGGGGUGUCGUUUCAUUUUAGUUAUUUGGCAGCCUGCAGGAGUGUUUAAUUUUCUAAACAAUAUUACAAGCCGAAGUAAAGAAAAGGCAUGCGGUAUAAAGCUGUUCAAAAUUGUCCAUGUUCUGACUAGUGAAGUCGGCCUGAGAAAGUGCCUUUGCCCUAUAGAACUGCUCUGUCAAGAGUUGUAAUAUCCAUGGACGUUAUAAGGAACUAUAAACAUUAGAGGGCUAGAGAAACACAUUUGGGAAGAUAAAGGAAAAUAUCUCAGGUUGUAAGUAGUCUCUGACCCUUAUUUUUCAUCAUGUUUCAUCAUGUAAAGUUGGCAUUAUUUACAGGGACUGUUAAAUAUUAACAUUUCCUUAAAAAUGGUUAUUAAUCUGCUAUUAGUUGCUUUCUUCCGCCUUAGGUCUCCUUUGCAGAAAUGUUUUACUUAAAUGUAUUAUGAAGAGAGAGCAGGGUAAUGGAAAGAUAAUAAGCUUUUCAGAUUGGCAGAUGUACCACUUAGAAAGUGGCCGCAGGCGAGACAUUUAAACUCUUUGGAACUCAACUAGGUUUACUCAAAUUUAAGAAUGAGAACAAUAAUAUAUACUUUGAGGUGUCUCAGAGGAAGGUCUGUCCUAAUACCUGGAGUAUAAAUUUCAGUAAGGAGUUUUCUCCCUUUCUGAGUGAAGUGAUCUUGAUUACAAAGUUGCUAGGAGGGGCACCUGGGUGGCUCAGUCCUUAAAGCGUCUGCCUUAA
Callorhinus ursinus (northern fur seal) is the source of this 3095-nucleotide messenger RNA. Lineage: Eukaryota; Metazoa; Chordata; Mammalia; Carnivora; Otariidae. The record is from RefSeq and is a predicted model, not a curated record.